UUCCAUGGGGAGCAGUCACGCGCGUACGCACACGCGCCCUUAUCGUAAGAACUUGGUUUAGAUACUACGUGCAUUUUAACUGAAGAACCGUCGCGUUAUCGGCAGGCCCAGAAAACAACGGACGAGGCCCGGAAAUGCAUCCCUAGAUGGAUCCCGAAGGCCCGGUGUCGACUCUUGACUGAUCACCAGGGUCCAACCUCUUCUAACAACGGAUCCGUUACUGCCAGAUGAGUUUGGAUCUUCAAGAAUUGUGUGUGUCCUCAACUUUUUUUAUGCAGAAGGAAAGUUAACGAGCGGAUGACACCGUCUUGACGGACGAUGAAUCGCUACACCAACCUGAAGCAGCUGGGCGAUGGCACCUAUGGCAGCGUGCUGAUGGCGAGAAACAACGAGUCUGGAGAACUGGUGGCUAUCAAGAGAAUGAAGAGGAAGUUUUAUUCAUGGGAAGAAUGUAUGAACCUAAGAGAGGUCAAGUCCCUGAAGAAGCUGAACCAUGCUAAUGUGGUGAAACUCAAGGAGGUAAUCAGAGAGAACGAUCACCUCUACUUUGUCUUCGAGUACAUGAAGGAGAACCUCUAUCAGCUUAUGAAGGACAGAGAGAAUAAGAAGUUAUCAGAGAAUGAAAUUAGGAACAUCUUGUUUCAAGUGGUAUCUGGGUUGGCUUUUGUACAUAAGCAUGGUUUCUUUCAUCGUGACAUGAAGCCAGAGAAUCUGCUGUGCAUGGGACCAGAACUGGUCAAAAUAGCAGAUUUUGGACUGGCUCGAGAGAUCCGCUCCAAACCCCCCUACACAGACUACGUGUCUACCAGAUGGUACCGAGCUCCAGAGGUCCUGCUCAGGUCCGCUACCUACAGCUCUCCGAUUGACCUGUGGGCUGUGGGCUGCAUCAUGGCUGAGCUCUACACCCUCAGACCUCUUUUCCCAGGGAACAGUGAGGUGGAUGAGAUCUUUAAGAUCUGCCAAGUCCUCGGCACCGUCAAAAAGACAGAUUGGUCAGAAGGCCACCAACUAGCAUCUGCUAUGAACUUUCGCUUUCCCCAAUGUGUGCCGACGCACCUGAAGACCCUCAUCCCUAAUGCCAGCAAUGAGGCUAUCACUCUGAUGAGGGACCUGCUGCAAUGGGACCCCAAAAAACGACCCACUGCUGUACAGGUUCUGCGUUACCCGUACUUCCAGGUAGGCCAGAUCUUAGGGCCUCGUCCUGAGAGCCAGGAGGUCAAGAAGGUCCAGGUCAGGCCGCCGGCCCAGAAGCAGGUCUCGGAGUCCAAGGCUGAUCCUCAGAAGUCUUCCUCUGAGUCCAAAGCCUCCACAUCCUCCUUCAGAAACCAACAUCAUCAGCCUCUUCAGCAGAUGCCCCUUCCCCAAAGUGAAAGUAAACCAGGAGGCCUCAGCCAUGCAAAAGCAGCGUUGCCGGGCAAUGAGAACAGCGUUGGUGUUGGUGGUGGGAUUGGGGGGUUCAAGAGUGGCCGGCGUCGCUGGGGCCACACGGUGGCCAAGACCCCUCAAGACAGCUGGGAGGAAUACGAGCCGUCAGAAACCGCUGCCUCCAACUCCAAGAAACCCAGCCUGGUGAAAGCAGAGGAGGAAGUGAGCCUGAAGGAGCAUCACCCACAGCCCAAGGAUCAGAAACCUCUGUAUUCCUUCAGCACAAUCACGAAGCUACCCAACAAUGUUAAAGCGGGCCAAAUGGACUCUAAUCUCCCAGGAUCUGCUGCCCGGCAGCACUACCUGAGCCAGUCACGAUACUUGCCAGGGUUGAUCGGCAAGAAUCUGACUUCUGGAGAUAAGGAGUUGAGUGGUUUGACGCUGCGGGACUUGUGGGAGAACUCCUCAAACACUGUAAAUAAACCGCUUGCUCCUAUUGGAGGAGGAGUAUCUGUGACCAGAGACAACGCAGAGAGUGCCUCUAAAAGUGAGGAUAGCCCACCAGAGAAAACGUUUGUUAAAGAAAGAAUACUGGAGAAAAUCGAUCUCUCCAAAGGGAACUUUGUAAGCACCAAAUAUAACCUCUCUGGCGGUUAUAUCCCUUCAUUCCAAAAGAAAGAGGUGGGCUCGGUGGGGCAGAGAAUCCAGCUGGCUCCUUUGGGAGGCCAGCACACAAUCAAUCUGUCUUCUUCUCCCGAUAAUAAAAAAGACAAAUCGAAAUCUGCAAAGCCAAAGCCCAUAUCCAACUCAUCUUUGAGCGAAACUAAUGAAGAUUACGAGGGCUGGAAGAGGAGGGCAGACAGAACUCAGAUGAAGGGGAGCAGCUACUCGGCCCUGGGGAAAACGUCCGGGAAUCUCCUGACCAGAGCUCCGCCCGUGCAGCCCGUCUACGGCAGGGUGGACUGGGCAUCCAAGUAUGGAGGGAAUCGGUAGUUCAGAGCGGUCAUGCAGCUUCUACUGCCUGCUGGACUGUUGCCUGGUGGCACACAUCUUUGGCAGGAAGUUAACCCUAAACACAGAUAUGGAGGUAUCAUAAGUAGUCCCAUGAGACAUUCUUCAAGGAGAAAGUUUUAAUGCCAGAGAGGCAUCACUGAUCACUGAGUGAUGCCUCUAGGUGUGCAUGACGUCUAUGGUCGGAGGAUGACGGUUGCCAUGACGCUGAACCAAGACGGAUCCUGUCUGCUUGACAAUCAGCCAGUGUGAGCCAAUUAUGUUGUUAGUGAUGUUGCAAAACUUUUAAUUUUUAUAACUGAGUUUAUCAUUGUAAUGUACUGUUUUACUACUGAUGACAAAGCAGAAUCAGUAAUUUAUUAACAGCUCCUGCAAUGUUAUGUUCACUCUGCUUUUAUUCCGAUAACAUCUUCAGUGUAAUGGCAACAACAAAAGAUGACAUCAACUUUUUCUUUGUACCCCUGCACACCUCUUUGUAUUGAGUGAACAUUUUGUAAACAUUUUAUAGAAAUAAAUACAUGAACGUU
This is a messenger RNA of Pseudoliparis swirei, 2903 nucleotides long. It is a transcript of the gene mak, whose product is annotated as male germ cell-associated kinase. Gene Ontology annotation, molecular function: ATP binding; protein serine/threonine kinase activity. The record is from RefSeq and is a predicted model, not a curated record. Bases 319 to 2358 code for a protein of 679 amino acids. Lineage: Eukaryota; Metazoa; Chordata; Actinopteri; Perciformes; Liparidae. Gene Ontology annotation, biological process: cilium assembly; intracellular signal transduction; protein phosphorylation. Gene Ontology annotation, cellular component: cilium; nucleus; cytoplasm. The transcript is spliced from 17 exons.